GGGGAGUGGAGGGGUCGAUGGGGGUUAAGGGGUUUAAUCAUCAUGGCACCGCCUCUGGCAGGGGGUUGGGCUGCUGGGCAGGGAACGAGAAACCACAAAUCGCCCCUGACCCUGACCUGCCCUGCUGGGUCCGUCUCGGCUUCCAGAUCGGCUGGAGAGUCGGAGCAAGGAGGGGGACCAGGGCCAGGACCCCCGCCCGGCUCGGCUUUGCUGCUGCUGGAUCGGACCCAGUCAGACCGAGAGGAGCCGAUCCCAGCCCAGCGCCUGCAGCAGCAUCUGUAGCCUGAGUGUCGCUGAGAGACAAUGUGGCCAGCAACUGGAGCUGCUGGGAGCAAAGUGUCGCAGCAGGAGUUGGGUGUUGAGGGCAAUGGAUACCUGGAGACUGUCAGGGAGCCAGAACCUCAUCGUAAUGGCAAGAAAUGUAACUACAAGAAAGCUACAGUUGUGCUCACAGUUGUGUCCGUAGUUCUCUUCAUCGCUGUUGUUCUCAGCUCUCCCCUGGCAGUGUUAUCUGGGUGUUCUUCAACUGAUCUGGGCCCCUCUUGCCCCAUGUGCUCAGACGGCUCGAUCGGGUAUCGAGGGAAAUGCUAUUAUUUCUCCGAGGCCAAAGGGAACUGGACUAACAGCCAGAAACACUGCUCCUCCCUCGGCACCUCCCUGGCUGUGAUUGACACCUGGCAGGACCUGGAUUUCAUGCUGCGCUAUAAAGGCAAAUUUGACCACUGGAUCGGCCUCCGGAGGGACCUGGGGCAGUCCUGGAAAUGGGCCAAUGGCGCCGAAUUCAACAACCUGUUUCUGAUAACAGCAGAUGGUGACUGUGCAUAUCUGACUGAGAAUAGUGUCAGCAGCUUGCGGUGCACCAGUGAGAGGUACUGGAUCUGCACCAAACCUGAUCCGUUUACAAAGGCGAAGGGGGCUGAUAACAAGGGUAUUGUGGAAAUUAGCCCUGGAAAAACCUUGCUGUGAUCUCUGACCAUCACAGCUGACACAUUCCGGAAUGACAAGGAUUGCUCUGAGCACCAAGACAGUUAUCGAUGUAACAUUUUCAAAUAUUUGCUGGAGGUGCAGCUAGGGGCCCAGCUACUGCUCCUAAAUUGUUUGCAGGGGGCCGCCCGAGCAGUGGCUGGUGCGGCUGGCCCUGGAGCUGCUCAGGUGGCCCUGGGGUCAGCUGCACCAGGCCACUGCAGAGUCACGGAAAGUCACAAUCUGUGACUUCCAUGACCUCUGUGAAGGACUCGCAGUCUUACUCAUGGGACACCUAGUGCCUGGUAUGUAGGAGUAAGGAGGGGAGAGAGCUCUGUUCACUCCCUUCCUGGAGCCCAGUGGGUU
Gopherus flavomarginatus (Mexican gopher tortoise) is the source of this 1329-nucleotide messenger RNA. Its product is annotated as C-type lectin domain family 2 member D-like. Bases 304 to 966 code for a protein of 220 amino acids. The record is from RefSeq and is a predicted model, not a curated record. The transcript has 5 exons. Lineage: Eukaryota; Metazoa; Chordata; Testudines; Testudinidae.